AUGACAACCUCUCAAAUUCCUCAAGAUCGCGGCUGCAGUUGCCAGACUCGCGAAAUAGCCGAGGGUGAAGGCGGCGCGGAGCCCUGCUCUCUGCUGGACCCUAUCCGACCUAUCCGCUUUCCCUGGAGCCAGGACAGAUCAGCAUCUUUUCACUUUGCAAAACUGAAGCUCUACACCCAUCAAGGGAGUGGUUACUUCAUUUUUCCUUCCAUCAAUUUUUUAGGAGUGCUGGGAAAUAUGAACCCUGGGCUAAGCACACAUGCUACCAUUGAGCCACACCUGGAGCUCCUUAUCAACCCGAUUCUUAAUGGCUAUGUAACAAUGAUAGCCACACUGGGAUUAUCAUCUACAGAGGAUGAGGGCGAGGACCCCUGGUAUCAAAAAACAUGCAAGUGUGAUUGCCAAGGAGGAACAAAUGCUCUGUGGAAUGCAGGCGCUACCUUAGACUGCAUACCAGAAUGCCCAUAUCACAAGCCCCUGGGUUUUGAGUCGGGGGAGGUCACACCAGACCAGAUCACCUGCUCCAAUCCGGAGCAGUAUGUGGGCUGGUAUUCCUCAUGGACUGCAAACAAGGCUCGGCUCAACAGUCAAGGCUUUGGGUGUGCGUGGCUCUCCAAGUUCCAAGACAGCAGCCAGUGGUUACAAAUAGAUCUGAAGGAGAUCAAGGUGAUUUCAGGGAUCCUUACCCAGGGGCGCUGUGACAUCGAUGAGUGGAUGACCAAGUAUAGUGUGCAGUACAGGAGUGAUGAGAGCCUGAACUGGAUUUACUAUAAGGACCAAACUGGAAACAACCGGGUCUUCUAUGGAAACUCAGAUAGAAGUUCCACAGUCCAGAACCUGCUGCGGCCCCCCAUCAUUUCCCGCUUUAUCCGCCUGAUCCCACUGGGCUGGCACGUCCGCAUUGCCAUCCGCAUGGAGCUGCUGGAGUGCGUCAGCAAGUGUGCCUGA
Messenger RNA from Urocitellus parryii (Arctic ground squirrel), 948 nucleotides. It is a transcript of the gene Rs1, whose product is annotated as retinoschisin 1. Gene Ontology annotation, molecular function: signaling receptor activity. The record is from RefSeq and is a predicted model, not a curated record. Lineage: Eukaryota; Metazoa; Chordata; Mammalia; Rodentia; Sciuridae. Gene Ontology annotation, cellular component: plasma membrane.